UACACCACACCAGAACCUAUGUUGUUUGAUCGGAGUGACCGUUCGCUGACAUGUUGUACCGGUCAUUUGUGUCCAGGGCGUGUGGUCAGACCGGACAAUGCAUUAUCCCGGCCAACAUGUAACACGACUUUUCACUCCUGUGGUAAGACUUCCACCAGAGCGAAGACAUAUCUAUAAUUAACGUAUUGCUGCAAAAAUAUACAAAACGGAUCAAAUGAUUAUAGGAAGUCUUAAGUGACUUAUUGUACACGAAAAUAUUUACACACGAUGACAUCUGAAAUUAUUUACCUGAUAUUUAUAUUUAUAACAUUAUCUGAAGGAGGAGAGAUUUUGACAACUUGUGAUUUGGUAGGGUUGAAUUUAUGCGCCUGGAAACUUGGACAGAAUAUCAGCCGGGAAUAUAAUGGAGAAUUAUCCGCAAUGCCAUCCCCAGAACAGGUAGCCCUACUCUGCAGAUUCAGGCCCGAGUACAAGUUGUGUUAUCAGGGGAAGCUAGCGGCGUGCAGUCUCAAUCUAGUUUACCUAGCUACCCUGGGGACUACCCAAACCACCGCCGACUUCCUCUGUGGGGAGGGAUACAGAGAUCUCAUGCGACAUAACGCAUGCUGGGAAAAACCAUUGGUUCUUAAUACGACCAACCAGUGCAACAAAGACUACGCAACCAGUGCACAAAGUCUCCUGAACAAGAACAAAAAUCCCGAAAUGUCAAGUGCAGAAACAGAAACGUGGUGCAGCAUUAUAAACACCUCUAACACCUGUAUGUAUGACACCGUCCUGGAGAACUGUGACGUGGACGCUGCCACAUUUGUCCUGAAGAUGAUGCAAAAGGCGAUGACAAAAUUAGUGUCCUUUCUCAAAUGCCAAGGAGUUGAGAGUUUUCAUAAUAUCUCGGAUUUAUCAAGCGUCGAUGGACAAAGUCCGUCAUCCCCUGAGACAAUGACCAACAUUUCUAACCUGAAUGUCCCCGGGGAAAUACAACUUGGAUAUGAUAAUAAUGGUGCAAGAAUAUCAUCUUUAACUUUGACAGGAAAAAUUAUCACUAUUAUGCUGAUAAUAAACUUCUCUGAGAACGACCACGGGGACAUGUGA
This is a messenger RNA of Saccostrea echinata, 1089 nucleotides long. RefSeq lists its product as uncharacterized. Lineage: Eukaryota; Metazoa; Mollusca; Bivalvia; Ostreida; Ostreidae. The record is from RefSeq and is a predicted model, not a curated record. The coding region runs from base 268 to 1089 and encodes 273 amino acids. The transcript has 7 exons.